CUACUAGCUUUGCAGCUCUCCAUCCAUGCUGCCUACUGGUGGCUGCUGUUCCAUGCCUAAGAAUUGAAUUGAAUUGAAACUUUCUGCCAAUCUUCAAUUCUUGUCCCUCAAUUCAAGUUCCAGCUUAGCUUGAAUCUCUACAGUAGCCAUGGAGACUGGCAUCACAUGCUGCGCACGUGCAUCUCUCCCCCCAAACCUUGUUUCUCCCCAACAUUCAGCUGCACUGGCUAGUCCCAGGUCCAUUUCUGCAUCAUUCACCAACAAGAAUGUUGUGCAGGCUCUGAAACCAAGUUCAUUAUUCGGGGAAUCGUUGCGCAUUUCGCCUAAAUCGACACAAAGGGUCUCAAGAAGAGCAAAGAACUCAUCAUCCCUUGUGGCUAAAUGUGAGCUAGGUGACAGUCUGGAAGAAUUUCUUACAAAAUCGACACAAGAUAAGGGGCUGAUCAGGCUGAUGAUGUGCAUGGGAGAAGCACUGAGAACAAUUGCCUUCAAAGUCAGAACAGCUUCCUGUGGAGGAACAGCCUGUGUGAAUUCUUUUGGGGAUGAACAGCUUGCAGUCGAUUUGCUUGCUAAUAAGCUCCUCUUUGAGGCCUUGACUUACUCACACUUCUGCAAAUAUGCUUGUUCUGAAGAAGUUCCCGAGCUGCAGGAUAUGGGAGGACCGGUUGAGGGUGGAUUUAGUGUUGCUUUUGAUCCACUUGAUGGUUCGAGUAUUGUGGACACCAAUUUCACAGUGGGAACCAUUUUUGGCGUGUGGCCUGGGGAUAAGCUAACCGGGGUUACAGGAGGGGAUCAAGUUGCAGCUGCCAUGGGAAUAUUCGGGCCUCGUACUACAUAUGUUCUUGCUCUUAAAGAUAUUCCUGGAACACAUGAAUUCCUCCUCCUGGAUGAAGGGAAAUGGCAGCAUGUCAAGGAUACAACAGAGAUUGGAGAAGGGAAAAUGUUCUCCCCAGGGAACCUGAGAGCCACAUCUGAUAAUCCUGACUAUGCUAAGCUGAUAGACUACUAUGUCAGAGAGAAGUACACCCUGAGAUACACCGGAGGAAUGGUGCCUGAUGUAAACCAGAUCAUUGUGAAGGAGAAGGGGAUCUUCACAAACGUGGCAUCCCCGUCUGCAAAGGCGAAGCUGAGGCUGCUGUUUGAGGUGGCUCCUUUGGGAUUCUUGAUCGAGAAGGCCGGGGGCUACAGCAGCGAUGGCAAGCAGUCUGUGCUCGACAAGGUGAUCACUAACCUCGACGACAGAACUCAAGUAGCUUACGGAUCCAAGAACGAGAUCAUCCGGUUCGAAGAGACACUCUAUGGAUCCUCCAGGCUCAAGUCUGCAGCACCAGUUGGAGCUGCUGCUUAAGAAUGUAGCAUCUUUUUAAACUUCUCCUUUCUGUAAUUCUGUCAUUUCUUUAUAUAAUCUAUGAGUUUUUAUCUUGUUUUCCAUAA
Messenger RNA from Ipomoea triloba (trilobed morning glory), 1434 nucleotides. Its product is annotated as sedoheptulose-1,7-bisphosphatase, chloroplastic-like. Gene Ontology annotation, biological process: fructose metabolic process; fructose 1,6-bisphosphate metabolic process; sucrose biosynthetic process. Bases 149 to 1348 code for a protein of 399 amino acids. The record is from RefSeq and is a predicted model, not a curated record. The transcript is spliced from 8 exons. Gene Ontology annotation, cellular component: cytoplasm. Gene Ontology annotation, molecular function: fructose 1,6-bisphosphate 1-phosphatase activity. Lineage: Eukaryota; Viridiplantae; Streptophyta; Magnoliopsida; Solanales; Convolvulaceae.